Lutra lutra (Eurasian river otter) is the source of this 2483-nucleotide messenger RNA. RefSeq names its product somatostatin receptor 5 (gene SSTR5). Gene Ontology annotation, cellular component: neuron projection; membrane. The transcript is spliced from 2 exons. Gene Ontology annotation, molecular function: somatostatin receptor activity; neuropeptide binding. Gene Ontology annotation, biological process: regulation of insulin secretion; neuropeptide signaling pathway; cellular response to glucocorticoid stimulus. NCBI's taxonomy places the organism in Eukaryota, Metazoa, Chordata, Mammalia, Carnivora, Mustelidae. Bases 88 to 1185 code for a protein of 365 amino acids. The record is from RefSeq and is a predicted model, not a curated record.
GAGCGAGCGCAGCGCGGGCACUUGGCUCCCGCCGCUGGAGAGGACGCACCGCGCUCGCGCUCACCCUGCUGGCCCGCGGUGGCCGCCAUGGAGCCUCUGUUCCCGGCCCCCACGCCGGUCAGCUGGAGCCCCUCCCCAGCGGUCACCAGCACAGCUGGCGAGAACGGGACGCUGGCGGGGCCGUCGCCGUCGCCGGGGGCCCGCGCGGUGGUGGUGCCUGUGCUGUACCUGCUGGUGUGCGCGGCGGGGCUGGGCGGGAACACCCUGGUCAUCUACGUGGUGCUGCGCCACGCCAAGAUGAAGACAGUCACUAACAUCUACAUCCUGAACCUGGCCGUGGCUGAUGUGCUGCUCAUGCUGGGGCUGCCCUUCCUGGCCACGCAGAACGCCGUGUCCUACUGGCCCUUCGGCCCUGUCCUGUGCCGGCUGGUCAUGACGCUGGACGGCAUCAACCAGUUCACCAGCAUCUUCUGCCUGACCGUCAUGAGUGUGGACCGCUACCUGGCCGUCGUGCACCCCAUCCGCUCCGCCCGCUGGCGCCGUCCCCGGGUGGCCAAGCUGGCCAGCGCCGCGGUCUGGGCCUUCUCGCUGCUCAUGUCCCUGCCUCUGGUGGUGUUCGCGGACAUCCAGGAGGGCUGGGACACCUGUAACCUCAGCUGGCCGGAGCCCGUGGGCCUGUGGGGCGCCGUGUUCAUCAUCUACACGUCGGUGCUGGGCUUCUUCGGGCCCCUGCUGGUCAUCUGCCUGUGCUACCUGCUCAUCGUGGUCAAGGUGAAGGCGUCGGGCGUGCGCGUGGGCGCCCCGCGGCGGCGCUCGGAGCGUAAGGUGACCCGCAUGGUGGUGGUGGUGGUGCUGGUGUUCGUGGGCUGCUGGCUGCCCUUUUUCGUGGUCAACAUCGUCAACCUGGCCUUCGUCCUGCCCGAGGAGCCUGUUGCCGCGGGCGCCUACUUCUUCGUGGUUGUCCUGUCCUACGCCAACAGCUGCGCCAACCCCGUGCUCUAUGGCUUCCUCUCCGACAACUUCCGCCAGAGCUUCCGGAAGGUUCUGUGCCUCCGCAAGAGCUCCGGUGCCGAGGACGCUGAUGCCACGGAGCCCCAGCCCGACAAGAGCGGCCGGCUGCAGGAGGCCACACCGCCGGCGUGCGGCUCCGAGGCCAAUGGGGUCAUGCAGACCAGCCGGCUGUGAGGGUCGCAGGUGGGGGAGGGGGGCGCCCCGCGGCGUCUGGAUUCCCUGCCAGGCAGAGCCUUCCCCCAGUAUUCGAGCCACCCCCUGCGAUGGCCUGAUGCUCCACCAGGGCCGAGGCCGUGGUGGGUCCCGCAGUGGGGUUUGGGGAUGCGAGGGAGUGGGCGGGAGAGGCCGGGUGACUGGGCCGUGCUCGUGACAUCUUGACCUUCUCUGUCCCCGGCCGGUGCUGCUCUGCCAGGUCGGGGCAUGACCCCCUGUGUGAGCUGGGGACCACUUGCCUCCGCCCUCUGGUCCCCCGUGUCUCCUCACAUAGCCCUGCACCGGCUGGCCGCGUCGAGUGUGAGUCUGAAAUUAAAGACACGUGGAUGCACUGGGCUCCCCAGGACCUGUGACCGCUGACUCUGGGGGUGGCAGAUCAAGGGGGCAAAGCCGGGCACGGCUGGCAGGGCGGCAAAGGGGGGCUGGGACCCCAGGUGGGACGUCUGGGGCUGCAAAGCUCUGUUGCUGUGGAGAACCCCCACUGCCCACUCCCCGCCACUGGCUGGCCACAGUCACGGUCGGUUCCACGGUGGGAGGGGGUUGGGGGAGCGGCUAGCAAAGUGGCUGAAUGGGGGGUGGAGAGUCGGCCCCCCAGGCUUCUGGGUCCUAGGGCAUCGGAGAGGCCAUCCUGGGGAGGGGGCGGGCACCCACAGCCACCUCUCCUCCUCUGUCAGGGACUCUGGCCUGGAGAGUGUGGGGGACAGGAGCCGAUGAGGAGAACUAGCGACACAGCAGUGGGGGGAACAGCCCCCAUCACAAGCAGCAGCCACUGGGAAGGAUCUCUGUGUGGGAGCCUGCAAAUGCCGGCCAACGCCAGGCCCCGAGGAAUUCUGCAGCGUCCAGACGAGAGCAGCCCCAUCCACCCCCGGGGAGCACCACCCGCCCACCGCCCCCGGCCCACGAUGGGGUCCCGGAGAAGAUGCCAGCUGGGGACUUUCUGGGAUCCCAUGUGCCUUGGGCCUUGGCCAAGGCUGGAGAAGGACCAGAACGUGGGGCUCACUGGGUCCACAUGUUCCCAGUCCGGUCUGGAUAGCCGUGCCUGGUGCCACCCCUUCCAGGCUCGCUGGGUCUGCCUGGGACAGGACCUCCAGCACGCAGGAGGGGACAGGGAGCAGGUGCAAGCCGGCCAGGGGAAAGGCUCGGUCCGCGUGGCCUGGGCCGCACCGACCCUGGACAGAGGCCAAGGCCUGGAAACAUGAUAGCGUAACGAGGCCGCUUGUGUUUGACAACCUGAUCUCCCGAAUAAAUUAGAGAAUAAA